AUGUUCCAGAAACAUAACAGUGUGUGCAUUUCUGAACUGUGUGUGAUAUACCACUUGGCAAAGACUUCAAUCUUUGGCAAGCAUGUGAGUAGUGUAAGCCUUGCUUUUCUCUAUCCAGCAUUAUAUAUAAAGAAGAUAGCGAUAGAUGAAAUAAAAUUUGAUGGAAUGGACCCAUUAAUCAAAGAAGCUAACAAAGGUUUAGCUAAAUUUAUUUGUGGCCCACCACUGGUCCAUAACAACGUGGUCAGAGAAUUGUAUUAUACGUCGUCGGCUAUGGUUGCUGCCAAUAUGAGUGUCCAUCACUCACUUGAAGAUGGAAGAACAUCGAGUGUUGGUCAAAUUUGGAACUGCAACAAAAUUUCAGAGCGCAUUCAUUCAUCUGGUCUCAAAGAAUCUAAGGGUGGUCCAGGGCAAUUUUAUUCUUGUGAUUAUGGACCCUACACUUAA
Messenger RNA from Sphenostylis stenocarpa, 447 nucleotides. Lineage: Eukaryota; Viridiplantae; Streptophyta; Magnoliopsida; Fabales; Fabaceae. The record is from the annotation of a GenBank genome assembly.